Messenger RNA from Saccoglossus kowalevskii, 1870 nucleotides. RefSeq names its product alpha-2-macroglobulin receptor-associated protein-like. Gene Ontology annotation, molecular function: receptor antagonist activity; low-density lipoprotein particle receptor binding; heparin binding. The record is from RefSeq and is a predicted model, not a curated record. Lineage: Eukaryota; Metazoa; Hemichordata; Enteropneusta; Harrimaniidae. Gene Ontology annotation, cellular component: endoplasmic reticulum; endomembrane system. Gene Ontology annotation, biological process: regulation of receptor-mediated endocytosis.
GUUACGACACGUCGGUGUAAUGCCGAUCCGUGGCUAAAUCUGUUGCUGACACGUAGUAUUGGCCCCGCGUGUAACGUCAGUAUAAACUUAGGGUCAGUUUGUUAGAGGGUAUUAGACUACAAGAACCCUGGCAAGUUGAGUACUGCGGCCGUAAAUCGUUACAAUCGAACCUGCUCAUUUUAGUAACAAUGUCAUUUUUUCGUGUGUUUAUAUUGGCCUGCCUUGUUGGAUGUUUCUAUGGAGCACCCGGAGUGGACAGAGAAGCUGAUCGAGCAUCGAUGGUAACAAUCCAUGAAAAACAAGUUAGUAUGAUGAAGGAUAUGGCAAAAAUGGCCGGCCUCCCACAAGACAAGAUGGAGGAAUUAACUAAGGAACUUACACAACACAAACAAAAACUCGACAUGCUGCAAAAAAAUGACCGUGAUUUGAAUGACGUCGAAGAAAGAAAAAUAGAAAUCAAGUUACGACGUGAUCUCCAUGAUAUAGCUACCAAAUAUAAAUUAAUAGACGAGAAAGCACCCGCACCAGCAGUCCCAAUCGGGGAAGGCAUGUUUAAGGAUAAUAGAUUGAAUAAAAUAUGGAACAGGGCAUCCAAAUCUGGACAGUUCUCUGACUUGGAGUUGGAUAGUUUGAAAUAUGAAUUAACUGAACACGAAGAAAGAAUCGAUGAGUAUCGUGAAACGUUGGAACAGUUUGCAACAGAACAUCCGCCCUCAGCGGAGCAGACAGACGAUGACUCUUCUGUGAUACUCAGGAAAAUAGAUAUGAAAUUGCAAUAUGAUUCUCUCAAUAAUGAGUUGAAAAGACUGGAGAUGCGAGCAAUUCCACACAAUGAGAAAAGCGGAUUUAUCGAACCCAGGGUACAUCAAAUGUGGGUCGAAGCGAUUCGAAGCAAUUUUACGGACGAAGAAUUACAAUCACUCAGGGAAGAGCUGGUUCAUUUCGAAGGCAAGAUACAACAACAUGUGGAUCUGAGAGACCAAGCGCACAUAGCGGCAAUGAAAUACCAUGCUGAUAAAUCUGUCGGCGAAAAGGUUGACCCAAAAGCACACGAGGAAUUGAAAGACGAGGCUGACAACUUAGGAUAUUAUAUCAAAGACUUUGUCGGGGAUAUGCGAUCACGUUUCUCCUCCCGUCGACACACCGAGCUGUAGGGUCAAGCCAUCUUACGAUAUGAUUUUUUAAAGUGUCAUGAGCUGCGUUUUUGACAAAUUUGUUUGUAUUUUUAUUCAUACUACCGGGCCAAAUGACUUUUAUGUGCGUUUCGUGGUACCAAUACAAUUACUCGCAAAUUACGAACAUACAAAAACGUGAGAUUCAAACUCGUCGCUGUGGGCAACCGCGCACACUACUGCGCACACUCACCCGUCUCGAAAAGACCAUUAUCAUAUAGCGUGUGGUGAACGCGGUCGUACAGUCACUAGAUGGUCCUUGGAGAGGCGGGGCCUUGGCGUUGCAUAAAACUAUAUACAGCGCUGUACAAAGCAGAAUAUACAUGUUCAAUAAGACCUAUUAAGUUAAGAUUGCCCUCGGGACAACUACAUCAACAGUGACACAAAUAUAAUUGCAACUUUUUUUAAGUACAGUACAGUCAAAUGAGAAAUUGAGGGUAAUCAGACCACAUGGCCUAUACAUAUGGUUUUAGCACGCAGAUAGCUGGAAAUGAUAAUACACUGUAUAGAUGUUAUUCGCUUGUUAUUACCUGGACAAUCUAGCCUAUAAUCCCAAAAAGUUGUCUGUUGAUGUUUCACCGAUUGUCUGCCUCCAUUAUUUCAGUGCAUUACAAUGCACAAGCCUGAAUGUAAGAGCCGCCAUGCUAUUAGAUUUUAGACUGAUUCACUACUCUCAUUCACUACUGAUUUUUUGAAGA